AGUCGGCACUGGCGAUGGUGGCGGCCUCGUCAGCCUAGCAGCAGGAAGAGGAUGUUUGCGUCCGGUGAAAUAAUAAUAUCACUUGAUUAUAAGCCUUUAUAACAGAGUAAACCGCCGUAGAGGUUUUCUGCUGAGCCAGCUGGGAUUCAGACAGCGCAUUCCCUCACCUGGAGCCGGCCGCUGUGGGUCUGAAGCAGGGCGCUGGGUAAAAUGUCCCUGUUCCAGUCGGCACUGGAUUUCCUAGCCGGGCCCGGCACGUCCGGAGCGGCCAGCCGGGACCAGAAUGAUUUCGUCGGGCAAGUCGUUGAGCUCGGUGACAUGAAACUGAGGAUCAAGAGGGUGAUCGCGGAAGGUGGAUUUGCCUUUGUGUAUGAAGCCCAGGACAUGAGCAGUGGUAAAGACUAUGCCCUCAAGAGGCUGCUGUCCAACGAAGAAGAGAAGAACAAGGAAAUCAUACAGGAAGUCUGCUUCAUGAAAAAGCUGUCAGGUCAUCCCAACAUGGUUCAGUUCUGCUCUGCUGCCUCCAUCAGCAAGGAGGAGUCUGACACUGGACAGGCCGAGUUCCUGAUCCUCACUGAGUUGUGUAAAGGUCAACUGGUGGACUUUAUAAAGCGGGUAGAGCAGAGGGCUCCUAUGUCAUGUGACACCGUGCUGAAAAUCUUCUACCAGACAUGCCGCGGCGUGCAGCACAUGCACAAACAGAAACCUCCAAUCAUACACAGAGACCUCAAGAUUGAGAACCUCUUGAUUAGUAACCAGGGCACCAUCAAGCUGUGUGACUUUGGCAGCGCCACCACAGUGUCACAUUACCCUGACUACAGCUGGUCGGCACAGAAGAGGUCCAUGGUGGAGGAUGAGAUCACAAGGAACACCACUCCAGCAUACCGAACGCCAGAGAUGAUCGAUCUCUACUCCAACUUCCCCAUCAACGACAAACAGGACAUCUGGGCCCUAGGAUGCAUCCUCUACCUGUUGUGUUUUAAGCAGCACCCAUUCGAGGAGGGGGCCAAGCUGCAAAUCGUCAAUGGAAAAUACUCAAUCCCCCAGAACGAUGUCAAGUACACUGUGUAUCACGAGCUCAUACGUUCCAUGUUGAAGGUGAACCCAGAAGAGCGUCUGUCUAUUACAGAGUUGGUCAACCAGCUCCAGGAGGUAGCAGCAGCACGGAACGUCAACCCCAAGUCUCCCAUUACAGAGCUGCUGGAGCAGAACGGAGGGUUUGGCAACAACGGAGCCCAGCCGCCCAUGCAGAUCCACAACGUCCCCAACAAUGCAGGCAUGUACGAUCCUGAUCAGUCGGGCAGUGGCCUCUUGGAUAUAUUAAGGGGAGGAACUGAGCGCUUCCUGACCAACAUAAAGGACACUUCCUCUAAGGUUAUCCAGUCAGUAGCCAGCAACCCAAGCUAUGCCAAAGGGGACCUGGACAUUUCAUACAUCACAUCCAGAAUAGCAGUCAUGUCCUUCCCAGCAGAGGGGGUGGAGUCCGCUAUAAAGAACAACAUUGAGGACGUGCGUCUGUUCCUGGAUUCACGUCAUGCUGGCCACUAUGCUGUCUACAACCUCUCCAAACGAUCAUACAGGCCUUCUCGAUUCCACAACAGGGUUUCAGAGUGUAACUGGCAGGUACGUCGAGCCCCCAACCUCCGCAGUCUCUACAGUGUGUGUAAGAACAUGCAUCUAUGGCUCAAACAAGACCAGAGGAACAUCUGUAUAGUGCACUGUCUGGACGGCAGGGCAGCAUCAGCUGUGGCAGUUUGUUCCUUCCUUUGUUUCUGUCGCCUUUUCACCACAGCUGAAGCUGCUGUCUACAUGUUCUCAAUGAAACGUUGCCCACCCGGGAUAGCACCCUCACACAAGAGGUAUAUAGAGUACAUGUGUGACAUGAUGGCAGAGGAGCCCAUCAUCCCCCACUGCAAGCCCAUAAUGAUUCGCUCCAUCGCCAUGACACCCGUGCCAUUGUUCAACAAGCAGCGCAAUGGGUGCCGGCCGUUCUGCGAAGUUUAUGUUGGAGACGAGAGAGUCCUCACCACAUCGCAGGAGUACGACAGGAUGAAGGAUUUUAAGAUGGAGGAUGGGAGAGCGGAGAUUCCCCUCAAUGUGACAGUCCAAGGAGACGUACUGGUGGUGAUCUAUCAUGCAAGAUCUACACUGGGAGGACGUCUACAGGCCAAGAUGGCAUCCAUGAAGAUGUUUCAGAUCCAGUUUCACACAGGCUUUGUCCCCAGAAAUGCGACCACUGUAAAGUUUGCCAAAUAUGACUUGGAUGCCUGUGACAUCCAGGAGAAGUACCCAGACUUGUUCCAGGUCAAUUUGGACAUUGAGGUGGAACCCAAGGACAGAUCUAGCACUAAGACCCCUCCUUGGGAGGGUUUCCAAACCAAAGGCCUCAAUCCUAAAAUCCUUUUCUCCUCUCGUGAUGAGCAGCAGGAGAUCCUCAGCAAAUUUGGUAAGCCCGAGCUGCCUCGCCAGCCAGGCUCCUCAGCAUUUUACUCAGAGUCACCCCAGCCAACUCAGAUCCUAGAAAGCUCCAAUGCAACGGAACCAGAAUCCCCUGGGAGCACUGAUAGCAAUGCCAACAACUUCUUCCAGACACUGGAUUGGGAAGAUGUACGCGGCCCUCAGGAUGCCUCAGACAGUCAAGGAGGGGGAUCCAUGAAUGACCUGGAUGACCUGAGUGAAUCAGAAGGAGAGUCCUAUUCUUAUUCUGCCCCCAGUGGGGAGCCUUUGUCACGUGACCCCAGCGAACCACUGUUUGAUGCUGACUUCCAGAGCCCUCCUCCUGCAGCCCAGGAAUCUCCUGUCAGUGACACAGCUGACCUCUUGGGGUUGAACUCUGAUCCCGAACGUCCUGCCAUUUCCUCGGCCUCCUCUUCUGCUCCUCAUCAAGGAGACCAGGGAAUCCUGAAAGGGGCAUCCAGCAACAGCGAUCUCCUCAAUGACCUUUUUGCACCCCCUGCUGGUCAGACAGGAGCAGUGCAGGAAGACUUGUUCUUCAGUGGGCCACCCAGUGGGGCCACACCAGAUUCAAAACCCGUGGGCGAUCUGUUUGAUCCUUUUGGGAUGGGGUCUGGCUCUGGUGUUGGAUCCAGUGUGGGUUCAUCUCGGCAGGCCUCUGGACCGGACCUAUUUGGAGACUUGUUGGGUUCUGAUAGUUCAGCCACCAGCGGGUUCAGUUCAGCUCACAGUAACCCCACUCCUCCUUCAAACACAAGCCUCUUCAACCUCAAUAAGCUAGUGAAUGAUACCCCUAAGAUGACAUCAUCAGCCAGCCAACCAGACCUGCUGGGUGGGUGGGAUAGCUGGGCAGCUGGCAACACCACUAACAUGAGCACAACCGCCAGCAGCAAACCCAACUAUACCAACACUGCUUCUGUUGCGCCAUCCAUGUCGAAGGCCAAGUCUCAGACCUUUGAUCCUUUCGCCGACCUAGGAAACCUGGGCUCCAAUUUACCAGGUACAUCCGGACCUUCUUUUAGCACAAAGGCUCCUUCCUCCUCUGCUAAGCCUCAAGCCCAGCCCUGGCAAUCUGGAAGACCCACUUCAGCCCAGAGCAAACCUUGGAUGCCCGGAUCAGGUUCUGGCUCCGCACCCAAAGCGUCCUCAGCGUCGUCACAGCCUGCAGGCCCACAGUCCACCAAACCCAACUACAACCUCAACUUCUCUAGUGUCAUUGGUGGAAGAGAGGAAAGAGGAGUCCGCGGGCCGGGAUUUGGCCCUAAGCCGAAGGUGAAGGAGGAUGAUUUUGAGGACCUGCUGUCAACUCAGGGUUUUGCCUCUAAACUUGAUAAGAAGGGACCAAGGACCAUCGCUGAAAUGAGGAGACAGGAGAUCACAAAAGACAUCGAUCCACUUAAAUUACAGAUCUUGGACUGGAUCGAAGGGAAGGAGCGAAACAUUCGAGCGCUGCUGUCAACUCUGAACACGGUGCUGUGGGAAGGCGAAACCCGCUGGAAGCCUGUGGGCAUGGCUGACCUGGUGACACCUGACCAGGUGAAGAAGUACUACAGGAAGGCUGUGCUGAUUGUCCAUCCAGAUAAGGCAACAGGCCAGCCCUAUGAACAUUAUGCUAAGAUGAUCUUCAUGGAAUUAAAUGACGCCUGGUCAGAGUUUGAGAACCAGGGAUUCAAAUCACUCUUCUAAAACAUUAGUCUGGAUCCCAGCUAGACCAGACCAGACUGGAAUUGACUGGAUUUGAUUUAGGCUAACCCAGCAAGGGUUAGACUGGGCCAGAUUGGACAGGACUGAGCCCACAUUGGGCCUUGGGGGUGCAGAGCCUCUGAGAGGUGUCCUCUCUACCAUUCCCUUCACUCCCUUGUCAUUCUUUACUUUCCUUUGUUUCUGCAGUCAAGGAAAUGACCUUUUGCCUCAUGUCUGGCUGUAGGGAAGAUUUUCUCACUGGUGCAUAAACAGCCAGUUAAAAAAAAACAUUGUGAUGGUUCUUAAACUCACUGCCUACCUGUACGACUGCCUGAGUGGUGCUGCAAACAUCGGGAGGGAGGAAUGGAUGACAAUCGCACGACGAAGACAAAAAGGAAAAGAAAUCCGAUAAUACCAGGACUUCUAAAAUGACCAAACUGAUUAUCAUGGCAGUGGUAUUCUGAUAGAUGUAAUGGGCCUACACUAAUAAAUUGCUGGUAAUUUUUGGCUGUGGCUGGUAAGUUUGCCAUUUGUGCCUGGCACUUUUGCAAACAACCAGUCACUUAGCUGACUGGUUAAAAAAAAAUGGCAGUGAAUGUUUCUGCAUGCCAGCCAACAUGAUAGUUUGAAAAACAUCACUUGAAGGAAACGUUUUUAAGCUUAGUUGCCUCAAAAAAUAUCAAUGAUCGAUAGAUGAAUCUUAGAACAUACCAGCCACAGCAACCAAUGGACAAAAAAACCCCUCCUGUUCUGCCUCUAAUGCAGAAGCAGGAUUAAACUCUCCCAGGAUUUCAAAACAAUGUAAAUCUGUUGCUAAUGCUCAUUAAUAUUUUUGGAAGUGCUACUGAUGAACCAUUUGGGAUCAACUCUUGGGUGGGUUUGUUUUUGAGCCAUUUCCUCUCCAGAAAGACAAGACUGUCGCCUGCUGAACACUACUAGUGCUGCUUCUACCAUUACAGUUACUGCUACAGACACUCUUCAGAUCGAUGGUAAAAACCUGCAUCCUAAACCUCUUAACUUCCUGACAAAGGAGCUGAACUGAACUUGUUUUGGGGCCCCAUAUAAACCCAAGCGGGCAGUUUUGAAGUGCUCUUUUAAUUCCACCCACUCAGGCUAUACUGUGUAGCUAACUGCAUGCUCUCCCACACCAAACCUCUAAACAACAGGAGGGUAGGUGUGUUUGAUUUCAAACCAGGAUAGUCCAAACGGAAGAGGGGUGGGGGGCUCUUUUAUUGAAGGUGCUCUUCUCCUUGUAGCAGAAAUGGAGAAGAGUCUGCCUGCCUCAUUAUGCGUGUGACAGACUACAUGCCUACCAUGUUUACACUGUUCAUUGCUUUUGAGCAUCUCCAUCAUCACUAUCAUUAUUAACCCCUCUCUUUGUCUCUGUAAGCCACUUCCCUGCCCACAAUUUUUUUUUUUGUCUGUGCAUAGGAGGAGAUCAAAAAGUGAAGGGAUCAAAAGAGAAAAUCGUGAUUUAAUCUCGUUGCUCUUGGUUUUACUCUUUCUUGUAUUUUUUGGGUUCAGUCUGAGCUUUGAACAUUUUUUUGUGGGUUAAUCAUCACUUCAGUGUAAAUAUACAAAUAUUAUCCAUCAAGUGGCUUUGUUAACAUUACAGCCUGGGCAAUUGAUUUGUUAUUGAGGUUCAUGAUUGACUGUAUGAAAGGUUGUGAGUGUGUGCGUCUGUGUGUUUCUUUCUGAGGGAAGAUAAUAAAACCUUGUUGGACAUCAUGCUUUUUUGUCUGCAAUGAAAAUCUUUUCUCUCUUCAUUUGAUUUUGUUUUAGCCUCUGCCACACUUGCUUUUGUGAAUGUUUUGUCUUUUCAAAAAUCUUUCCAACUGUUGCUUCUUUUUUUCUCCUUUUAUUUUUUUUUUCACAUUUUACCUCAUGGACCAAUCAAAUCACCUGUUUUCUUAUUUAUUAUUAUGAUGUUGGGUUUUUUUUUUUUUUUUGGGAGGGUCGGGGGUUAUAAUGACAUGUAUUCAUGCAUAUUAAUGGCACAAGUGAAAAACGUCAGAUAAUAUAUAUAAGUGGAAUGUGCUGAGUGCAAGUGGGGACAGGUGGUUGAUCACAGUGAGCCUCUUUGCUGCUGUUUUCAUUCCAAAGCAUCUAUUAUUAAUACGAAUGUGCUUUUUACAAAUAUAUAUCCUCUCUGUUGUUAAGCGGUAUGUGUUUAUCAGUUGUGUGUUCAGUCUGUAUUUUUGUUGUUACUGUUUUUUGUUCCCCUCUUAAGCCAGAACUGAAGUUGUUGCUUCCGUUAUGCAUUCCCACACGAGGGGCCAGUAAGCCUAGGUAAGAAAAAAAAAACAAAAUGAACUGAUGCUUCAUAUUCCAUUUGACAGUAUGGUUGUAGUAUAAAGAGGAGGUUUUGUGAAACCGCACAUAAGCAGUGUUUACUGUACCAAAUGACAUCAUACUAAUAUGAAUGUAGAUUUCAGUGCAAAAACAAAUAAUUAAAAACAACUUUUGAUCUG
Messenger RNA from Micropterus dolomieu (smallmouth bass), 6608 nucleotides. It is a transcript of the gene gak, whose product is annotated as cyclin G associated kinase. NCBI's taxonomy places the organism in Eukaryota, Metazoa, Chordata, Actinopteri, Centrarchiformes, Centrarchidae. Gene Ontology annotation, biological process: positive regulation of Notch signaling pathway; protein phosphorylation; regulation of clathrin-dependent endocytosis. The record is from RefSeq and is a predicted model, not a curated record. The transcript has 30 exons. Gene Ontology annotation, molecular function: AP-2 adaptor complex binding; protein serine/threonine kinase activity; ATP binding. Bases 211 to 4140 code for a protein of 1309 amino acids. Gene Ontology annotation, cellular component: cytoplasm.